UGGUUCAGGAUGGAAAGAAGGUUAUGACAGCGGUGACUCUUUACUCAGAGCACAGGAGUCUUUCUCAGAAGCUGGAUAGGCUCAUUUCAAAACCUCUUUGUUAUAUUAUUAUUGUUUUUUUUUACAGUGAACAUCGCGCAGUAACUUCACCGGAGUUUAAAUGUGACCUUCACCACAUACAGAUGCUUUUAAACUAUGUAAAGUUUUCACGUUUUCUUUCAGACAUCAUAAAUAUGGCAUCAGUCUGGUUUGUGCUUGUGCUGGGGAUAUAUUUUAAUGCCUGGAUAAAAGUGAUUCAGGCAUCGUGUGCUGGGAUACACACUCCAGCCAAAGUGGUGCUCGCUGGCUCACCCGUGUCGGUGUCCUGCUCCAUCGAGGACGACUGCUUGCUGACCAAAGGCAAAGACUUUCGUGUGGCGUGGAAGAUUAAUAAUGAUUUUGCACCCAGCAAUCUCUCUUACCAGGAGAAUAACAGGAUAUAUGGCCUACGCAUCCCCAGCCUAACACACACAGCAGACAUCAUUUGUCUCGUGUGUGUUUCGGAAGACAACUGCCAAAUAGUCAAUGGAGUGAAUGUAAAAGUGGAUUAUCUUCCACCCAUUCCUCGAAACCUGAGCUGUGUUUUGAAUAUAACGCAGUCAUCCAAACUCCUGUGUCAAUGGGAUCCUGGUGAGAAAACAACCAGCCUUCCUACAAACUAUACUCUUCAUGCAUUGAGGGACAAAUCAGAAAAGACUCAACAUGAGAUCCCGUCUGGACAGCAUUUCUUCUUGAUUCAGCGGGAUUCUUAUAGUGAAUAUUUAGAGUUGGAGGUUUAUGUGACAGCAGUGAAUGUCCUUGGAAAUGUCACGUCUGCUCCUCUGGAACUGAUCCCUAUGGAGACAGCUAAGUUCAACGCUCCAGAGAUUAAGAGGGUUGAAGCGGAUACUCCUGGCUGCUUACAGUACAGCUGGAGUCUUUCACAGUCUUGGGUGGAGUUCACCCUCAUUGUAGAGCUGAGACUGACAACAUUGAACAACCAGCUUGACAAAGAGUUGAUUUCCACUUUCAGUAAACGACAAAGAGACAAAGUAAAAAAAUGUGGCCUCCUUCAUGGGACAAAUUACACCAGCACAAUGCGAGUGAAGUACCGUCCAUCGAGUGAAUGGAGUGAAUGGAGUAAUCCGAAAACAACCAACACACUUAUGAGGGCUCCGGCUGGAAGUUUGGACACAUGGCUUAAAGUGAAUGAUCAGGUCGCACAGCUCUACUGGAAGCCCUCAAAAAAUUUCCGUGCCAAUGGCUGGGAUUUGUCAUACACUGUCGAAUCAAAGGAGACUAAAACGACUUUGUGUGUAACUAAAGAAAGCCACUGCUCUUUCAAUCUCAACAAUUGGAUCAAAAAGGUCUACCUGAGAGCCACGAAUGCAAUGGGGAGCUCCAAUCAUACCCAAGUACCAGUGCAUCGUAAGAAAGGGCUGGACUCUGUGUCUAAUGGCAAUGUGCGUCCCCAGUCGAACACGUCUGUGCUUAUCACGUGGGAAAGCCCUGAGUCCUCCGGUGUCACGGGAUACACGCUCGAGUGGAGAUCUCUGAGUGAGACACCGGCAGAACCCCUGUCCUUCAUUCUGAUGGACAAAAACAGCUCCAGUACCUUAGUAACAG
Molecule: messenger RNA, 1644 nt
Organism: Pimephales promelas (fathead minnow)
Lineage: Eukaryota; Metazoa; Chordata; Actinopteri; Cypriniformes; Leuciscidae
Source: RefSeq, a predicted model, not a curated record